AUGAAGAAAACAAGUGGAAAUGCAAGUAUCAACACCCUUGCUAUUGAUCCCGGAAGAAAAUGGAAAGGGCCUUGGAGAUGGUUCGAUGAAUCCAUGUUGGACUGCUGUGAGCCAUUGGAGAAGGUUAAAGCUAAAGGGAUCUCCUUUGGGAAAGUGGUAUGUUUGGCUCACUGUGCAGGAGCGAAGGUGGAAGCUUUUCGCUCUAAUCUUAGCACCAUUGAUGACUUCCGUAAACAUGUCAUGGCCUGCACAACUAGUGAUGAUUGUCAUCUGAUCUCAUCUUAUCAUCGAGGACUUUUUAAACAGACAGGUUCAGGCCACUUUUCACCUAUUGGUGGUUAUCACGCGGAAAAGGAUAUGGCACUGAUUCUAGAUGUUGCAAGGUUUAAAUAUCCCCCUCACUGGGUUCCCGUCCCUCUCCUUUGGGAAGCCAUGAACACAAUUGAUGAAGCUACAGGAUUACAUAGGGGGUUUAUGCUUGUCUCUAAGCUUCAUAGAGCUCCUGCACUGCUAUAUACCCUGAGUUGUAAACAUGAGAGUUGGGUCUCUAUCUCAAAGCAUUUGAUGGAUGAUCUUCCUGUCCUCCUAAGUUCUGAGAAUGUGAAGGACAUAAAAGAUGUUCUCUCUACUCUUCUUUCAAAUCUACCUCCCAAUUUUGCUGAAUUCAUAAAGUGGGUAGCAGAAGUUCGAAGGCAAGAGGAGAAUGGUCAAAAGCUGAGUGAAGAGGAGAAAGGAAGGCUAGCAAUCAAGGAAGAGGUAUUGAAACAAGUACUGCAGGACACUCCUCUUUAUAAGCAUGUCACAAGCCUUUUACUUGCAGAAGAUUCUGUCUAUCAGUUAAAAGCAGAAAUGGAAAGCAGUUUGACCAAUGUUGCUGCGAGCAUUUGUUGCCAAGGAGCAGACAUUUUUGCAGGAAGGUCUGGUUUGUCGGAUAGGUUUUGCUGUCGCCAAACAUGUGUCAGAUGCUACAGAGCUACGGGGGACAAUCCUGCUACAGUGGUGUCUGGGACAGUUGUAAAUGGGAAUGGGAAUGGGAAUGGGGAGCAGGGGGUUGAUGUACUGGUCCCUACAUCUCAAGCAAAGACUAGCUGCUGUUCUUCGGGGAAAAAUGGUUGCUCACCAAUGCACCCUGGAAGCAACGAUGUGCUGACAGCACUGUUGCUGGCAUUACCUCCACAAACAUGGUCUCACAUAAAAGAUAUGAAAGUCUUGCAGGAGAUAGAGAACCUUGUCUCAGCAGAAAACCUGCCUCCUUUGUUGCAAGAAUAGAUUUUGCACCUGCGAGGGCAGUUCCUCCU
Solanum tuberosum (potato) is the source of this 1298-nucleotide messenger RNA. RefSeq names its product glutathione gamma-glutamylcysteinyltransferase 1-like. Gene Ontology annotation, molecular function: glutathione gamma-glutamylcysteinyltransferase activity; metal ion binding. Gene Ontology annotation, biological process: cellular detoxification of cadmium ion; phytochelatin biosynthetic process; detoxification of copper ion. NCBI's taxonomy places the organism in Eukaryota, Viridiplantae, Streptophyta, Magnoliopsida, Solanales, Solanaceae. The coding region runs from base 1 to 1269 and encodes 422 amino acids. The transcript is spliced from 7 exons. The record is from RefSeq and is a predicted model, not a curated record.